GAGGGCUCCUGGCCCCUGGCCUGGUCCCACCGGUGGCGGCUGCUGGCGGUGCUGCGCGGCGGGCGCGCGCCCUCCGCUGAGGACUGCGCCCUGCUCGCCGUCGCCCGGGCGCGAGCCGACGCGGUGCCUGCGCGCGUCGUGAUGGCGCUGCCCCUGCCGCCCGUGCGGGGCUGCCUGGGGCUGCUCGUGGGCGAAAGCGGCACGGACGCCCCGCCGCUGGUGUGGGCCGAGGUCUUCGACCAGGUGGCCGGCAGGUGGGCCCCCGUCCUGGGCCCGCCGGCGGCGCCGCGCGGGCGGGACUGGGUGCUGGCCGCGGGCGAGGGCGGGGGGCUGCACGACGUGACGCGCAGGUACGCCGCGCGCUGGACCGCCACGCUGGCCGCGCGCGGCUCGCUGGGGCGCCGCUUCGAGGCGCUGGUGGCCGCCCUGGCCGAGCCGGGCGCGGCGGGAGAGCUGGACAGCCAGGCCGUGAGGCUGGCGCGGGCCGACCUCCUCGACGAGGAGUCGCUGGCGAGGCGGGCGCAGCGCGAGCCGGUGCCGACGUCUCGCGCGGGCUUCAAGCGCCACUGCGGGUACGUGCUCGAGUCGCAGCUGCGCCAGAACGAGGUGGUCCACCCGGCCGGGGCCCGUCCGGCGGGGCUCUUCCGCGGGCAGGAGAGGAUCUGGCGCCGGGCCGACGUGCAGGAGUUGCGCUCCCCAGCGCAGUGGCGGCGGCAGGGCCGCUGCGUGCGUCAGGGCGAGCGGGCCGUCAAGACGCUCCGGGGCGGCAGCGCUUUCCAGAUGCCGCUGUACGGCGCGUGGCAGACAGAGCCCGCGCCGGAGGCCCCCUCGGCGCCGGCCGCGCAGGACCAGCUCGGCCCCAUCCCCGGCGUCAACAACUACGGCAACCUGGAGCUGAUCGGGCCUGGGGCCGCGCAGGCCCUGCCGCCCGGCGUGGUGCACGUGCCGGACGACGGGCCCGUCGUCAGGUCGGUCGCGGCCCGCCUGGGCGUGGAGUUCGCCCCCGCGGUGGUGGGCUUCGCGCACGAGCGGGGGGGCGCGGUGAAGCCGCGGUUCGGCGGCGUGGUGGUCUGGCAGCGCGACGCGCCCGCGGUGGCGGAGGCCGCGGCGGCGGAGAGGGAUCGCCUGGAGGCGGCGAAGGAGCAGAAGACGGCCGAGCGGCUGGAGUCGGCGUGGCGGCUCCUGGUGAAGAACGUCCUGGUGGACCUCUACGUGGAGGGGAGGUACGCCUCGGCAGGGUGAGCCGCUGGCGCCCCGCCGCGGCGCCAGCCGUCGGCCAGCUGUCCUCGGCGUGCUACGCCGCGGCAGCGAGCGCCUGGGAGGCCCCAAAACAUGGGUCGUGGGAGUCGCCAUCUCGCUGGCCAUCGACCUCAC
Messenger RNA from Prorocentrum cordatum, 1374 nucleotides. NCBI's taxonomy places the organism in Eukaryota, Dinophyceae, Prorocentrales, Prorocentraceae. The record is from the annotation of a GenBank genome assembly.